AGCAUAGACAAGCCAGCCGGUGAGGGAGUAACCGGCUUCCUGGGGCCAGAGGCAGGCAGCUCACUUGCCUGGGAUUAAGUGGGAUCGAGAGAGAUUACAGCCCUCUCUCUCGUUGCCCUGUUUCUCGAUGAAAGCCCGAGACUCUGUCCACUCUCAGGGGAAUCUAUUUUCCCAACCAAUUGAUUUUUCUUUCUUCCUGCAUUGGAGGAGGUGGACGAGGACUUGAACUCCCUCAAAGACAUCAGGUGUAAAGGUUUACCAUCCAUCCUGGUGAGCAGUUAACAGCUGGUUGGGGGUCUAGUGAUCAUGAGGCAGGCGGCAGAGGCUCAAGUUAUAAACCCCCACUUUGAGCUUGGAGAGCAAGGCCUGCGUCAGGUCCUAUCUGAUGUGAUUGAGGAGGUGAGAUGCUCCAUUAGUCAGGAAAUUGAUGGAGCAGACAUCCUCCACGGUCUGCUGACGGCAUCCUGGCUCCAGUCGCUGCUUAAGGUAUACGAAUGUCUUCAAAGGUAUCUUACGUACUCCCCUGCUCCGACUCUGGAUUAUGCUUCAGGACUCUCACUGCAGUUGCUGAUAGAUAUCAGGUCCCAGCCAUGCUGCUCUGAAGAGGCCAAGGAGCUGUACCGUCUCCUCCAACAGCCCCACAUGCAGGCUCUGCUCUCGGCACACGACAGCGUGGCCCAGAAGGACUACGAGCCGGUGCUGCCACCGAUGCCAGACGAGCUGCCGGAUGAGGAGGAGGCCACCCGGAUUGUCUGCCUGGUCAAGAACAAACAGCCGUUGGGAGCGACGAUUAAGAGAAACGAGAUCACGGGAGAGAUUUUCGUGGCCCGUGUUAUUCAUGGAGGCCUGGCCGAUCGAAGCGGUCUUCUCCAUGCUGGGGACAGGAUUGUAGAGGUGAAUGGGUUUCCGGUGGAUGGAUUGAACCCUGAGCAAGUGAUCCAAGUUGUGCAAGCUCGGGCACAAGGCACCAUCAUGUUUAAGGUCAUCCCCAUCACAGAGCGGCCAAUCCACAGCCAGACCAUGCUCUACGUUCGCGCCAUGACCGACUACAGUCCUCAGCAGGACCCGAACAUCCCCUGCGCUGACGCAGGGAUGAGCUUCCAGAAAGGCGACAUCUUGGAGAUCGUGGAUCAGACUGACACAGUUUGGUGGCAAGCCAAGAAGCUGCCCAGCAGUUCUGCCUGUGCCGGACUCAUCCCUUCAGCUAGCCUUCUCAAACGGAAGCAGAGGGAGUUCUGGUGGUCCCAGCCUUACCAACCGCACGCCUGCAUGCAGAUCUUGAGCACUGUAGAUGAAGAGGAGGAUUUGAUGGCCAUCGAUGAGAAAUGUGUUGAAGCAGACGAGGAAGCUUUUGAAUCCGAGGAGCUCAGAGAAGAGGAUGAUGACUUCAGCAGCAACGUUGAAGGAUUUUAUAUAGCGGGCUUCAGGCGUAGCAUUCGUCUCUGUCGGCGGCGUUCCCACAGCAUCACUCAGCCAUCCUGCAACCUCCGCUGUCCAACCAGCUGCUACAGUGCCCUGAAUAACCCUUAUGAGGAGGUGGUUCGCUACCAGCGCCACCCAGAGGACACACAACGCCUCAUUACGCUCCUUGGUCCGUCUGGUGUGGGCGUGAAUGAACUUCGGAGGCGCUUAAUCGAGAUGAACCCAAACCUCUUCCAGGGAGCAAUACCUCACACCACCAGAAGUCCAAGAGGGUAUGAGGAAUCCGGGAGAGAAUACUACUUCACCAGUCGAGAGAUUUUUGACAACAUGGUCUAUAAUAAUCGGUUUCUGGAAUUUGGCUUGUACAAAGGUAACCUCUACGGAACUAGCAUUGAUGCUGUGAAAGAAGUUUUAAACAGCGGAAAGAUCUGCGUCAUCGACAUAGACGCUAACGCAAUUCAGGCAGUGAGGACACAUGAACUGAGAGCCUACAUCAUUUAUGUGAAGCCUCCAUCUCUGGAGUGCCUCAGAGAGACAAGACAGGACUCCUACAUCACCACCAACUACUAUGUCAACCGCCCUUUCAAAGAUGAAGACUUCCAGGAAAUGGAGGAAUCAGCCCGGAAGAUCGAGGCCCAGUACUGGCAGUUCUUCGAUGAGGUGAUCGUCAACGAUGAGCUGCAGGACUCGUGUGUCCAACUGCUGACAGCAGUCAGGAAGGCGCAGGAUGAACCUCAGUGGAUCCCUGCCUGCUGGAUACGACCCACAGCAGAAUCAUGAGAGGGACGAAACUGACUAUUUUUCACACGAGAUAAAAAAACAAAACAAAAAAAAAAGUUGCCUGAGUGUUUGA
Messenger RNA from Cyprinodon tularosa, 2275 nucleotides. RefSeq names its product membrane protein, palmitoylated 4b (MAGUK p55 subfamily member 4) (gene mpp4b). The transcript is spliced from 22 exons. The record is from RefSeq and is a predicted model, not a curated record. NCBI's taxonomy places the organism in Eukaryota, Metazoa, Chordata, Actinopteri, Cyprinodontiformes, Cyprinodontidae. Gene Ontology annotation, cellular component: adherens junction; plasma membrane. Bases 307 to 2202 code for a protein of 631 amino acids. Gene Ontology annotation, molecular function: protein binding.